Messenger RNA from Cheilinus undulatus (humphead wrasse), 2214 nucleotides. It is a transcript of the gene tex264a, whose product is annotated as testis expressed 264, ER-phagy receptor a. Bases 264 to 1301 code for a protein of 345 amino acids. Gene Ontology annotation, cellular component: endoplasmic reticulum membrane; autophagosome membrane; nucleus. Lineage: Eukaryota; Metazoa; Chordata; Actinopteri; Labriformes; Labridae. The record is from RefSeq and is a predicted model, not a curated record. The transcript is spliced from 4 exons. Gene Ontology annotation, biological process: protein-DNA covalent cross-linking repair; reticulophagy.
GCAUGUUCCUCUGUUUGGGGAAAUACCAUAAACAAGCUGUUUUUCCUUUCAACUUGAAAGACUGUUUCCUCUUUCGUGUCAGGUUUUUGCCACUGUAGAAAUAUAAUUUACUGAUUUUUUGGAAGCGUCUCUUCCUGCUCUCGAUUGAAUUUGCUGGACCACAGUGUCGGUCUGUGUGACCCGGAGGAGGACGUUCAGGCUCCACACAUAUCUGCAAAUUGCAUUGCCUGCAGCUGUAACGUUACCUACUGCUUUGUUUAACCAUGUCUGACUUAUUUCUGGUGCUCUUGAUAGUCGUGCUUCUUUUGUGUUUGGUUGUGACAGUGGGGGGUUUCCUGCUGUACUCGGGACUCCUAUCCGACGUGAUCAUAAAGACUGGGCCACCUCCUAUCACCAAUGUUACCAUUGCUUAUAAAUUCAAAGAGGGAUCAUACAAGGACUGCGGUUCAGCCUACACAGAGACGUGCAGCAUCGGGCCAAAGCUGAGCGCCAUCGGUGUCUUCUAUGAUGACCCCAAGCAGAGGCCAGCGGACAAAUGUCGCUACGUGGUGGGCAGCGUCCUCUCCCAGGGUGAAGAGCAGCCAGAUGAAGAGCUAAAGGAGCUGUAUCAGAAGUUUGGCUUCAAAGUGUUUUCUCUGCCUGAAGUGAGCCAUGCUGUGACCACCAGCUUCCCCUGCACCACGCCUUUGUCUUACAUCUUGGGACCUUAUAGAGUCUACCCGAGACUUUCUUCCUACAUUGAGGAGAGAAAACUGAGUGCUUUCCCCACCAUAGAGAUCUGUGGUUCAGAUGUCACCAACUACAUGGUCCCUCUGUCUCGUCAGACAGACUUUUUUGUUCCAGAAAUGAAAGAGGAGGUUAAAACUGAAGUUAAAGAAGAUGACUCUGAUGAGGACAGGGGCACUGACAUUACAGGUGCAGACUCACACAGUGACGUGAGCUCGGUCAGUGGCGGUGUGCCCUGGGACAGCAGAGAGACGUCCCUAGCUGCCUCCACGGCUGCCUCGCUGGCCUCCUCCCUGCCUCUGAGGGACGUAAUGGAUGCCAAUGAAGACAUUAAGCAAAGGGACCAGAGCGACAGAGGCUCGAACGAGUCAAUGGGCAGUGGCUCAUCUUUUGAGGAGCUCGACAUGGAUCAGGAGGAGCAGGAGGAGGAGGAGGCAGCUGAGAAAGAAGAGAAGGACCAUGGAGAGGAAGAGGAGGAGAAGGGAGAGAAGGUCCCAGAGGGUGAGGAGGGAGCCGGAGCAGGAGAUGAACUGGUGGAGGAGAAGAAGGAGCCCUUGGGGGAUGGGGAGGAGUAGGCUGGCUGCUGAAGCGAUAAGGGAUGAGGCCAUGUAACGCUGGCUUGCUAGAAAGUUCCUCAGAUGUUGCUGGUUAUCUGUUGUGUAAUCUGGUUGGUGGAUAAUUCUGUUCAUGCCAUGACCAACAUGCCAUAUUCCUGCACCCUGUUAUUCCUCUUUUUGAAGCCUGUACUUUUUGUCGACUGUAAUAACCUUUUUAUAAGAGAAUUCCUGAUCCUAUACUGAAACUCUGUUAGGAUAGAAGAAAAAGCCCUGUAGCUUUAAGAAUUUUUUUUGAAUGGUUCAUUUUUUUUGCAGCAAAUAAGACUCAAAAUUGGUUCAACUUUGUAUUUUUUUAUUUUCAACUUUAUUCUUAUGGAAUCUGUUCAGAUUAGAAGUGACACAUCAGUUGAAGAUUAACUUCAAAACGAGACAUUCAUUCAGCAUGUUAUUGCUCAUGUGUGACCUUAGGUUGAGGUCAAUUAUAGCAGAAAUGUAUGUCCUGUAAAUGUGUGAGUUACCCAGCUUUCAUGAUUGAUAAACAGUACCGAUGGGGUUCACAUGUGAAGGACAUAAGAAACUUUAAUGGACCUAUUUCAUUGUGUUAUUUUUUUCUCCCCCAAGAAUAUCUUAAGAUCCUUAAGUCCUUGGGAAAGAAAGUAAGUUAAAGUAACAUCACUGAGGACUUUUAACAAACCAGAAAAAAACAAGGAUGAAAAUGCAAAUCAACAAUGUAACGUUCUCCCUUGGAUACUGUACAGAACUUAAACUGAUCACUCUGUGCUUAAUUAAUAGCUUUGUUUUUCUCGUAAUGUUCCCUUCUAUCCUUUCUGUUCUGCAGUUCUGUUUGUAGCCAAAAUUCACUCACAUCAAGAGGCUAGUUCUGAUGUGUUUGUUGGUGGAAAUUGAUGGUGAAAUGAUGUACAGCACAUUG